Messenger RNA from Spea bombifrons (plains spadefoot toad), 2953 nucleotides. It is a transcript of the gene OCA2, whose product is annotated as OCA2 melanosomal transmembrane protein. Lineage: Eukaryota; Metazoa; Chordata; Amphibia; Anura; Pelobatidae. Gene Ontology annotation, cellular component: melanosome membrane. The record is from RefSeq and is a predicted model, not a curated record. Gene Ontology annotation, biological process: transmembrane transport; melanocyte differentiation; melanin biosynthetic process. Bases 167 to 2713 code for a protein of 848 amino acids. The transcript has 24 exons.
GGGGGUGUUUCCUCUUGGAAGUCAACUGCUUCUGUCUCCUUCUCCUAUUUUUCUUUCACUUUACAUUCUAUGCUAUCCACAUCUCCUCAAUCACUGGGAAAGGCCUCAAUCACCUUUCCAGGAUUUACAAACAUAACAGUUGCAAAGAUUGCUGACAAAUAGUAAAAUGUACCUUGAAAACAAUAACGAUGUGCCGCUUGUACGGAAACUAGACGUAGAGAGAACCCAAUCUUCGGUCCCGCAGCAUACUGGAUUAAAUGGACUUGUUACCAAUGAAGUUCUGAGCAGCGACUUCAAUGAAUUGAUACUCUUAGACAGUUUUUGCAGAGCUGGUGACGCUAAGCCUGAGCGGGAGAAAUCUUACCAGAAUGGAACAACAGCGCAAGAGUGUUGUGUUGCCCUUGGGCAGGAUUUCAAUCCCACACCUGUAAAGGGAAGCGUGGCUAAGCUGUUCAACCCAGUGAAAGACUACACUUUUACAGAGAAGACUCCUUUGCUAACAUUUUCCUCCAAAAACACAAGGCCACAAUGCAUGACCUUUGAUAGACCAGAUUUCAUAAUUGGAGAAGAUUCUUGGGAGAACAGCUCUUCUGAAUUUGAACAAAGAUGUAGACUUGGUAGUGAAGUUGGAAGCCUAUCCAGGUCUGCCUCAUCUGAGAAGAAUGAACUCCUGGACAAUCUCCAAGAGAAAUUUAACUCUUCCAGACUGAGAUGCUGCUUAAAGAACAUGAAAAUUGCAGGGCUCUUUAUUAUUGUAGUUGCCUGCUCGGUUUUAUUUAGCACCUACUCCGAUAAAAGCAAUCCUUGGCAGAUGUUGGCACUGUCGUCUCUGGAAAGCUACUCUGUAAAUCUUACAGACUUUCACAACUCUGCCCUCUUAAAGCUGGAAGUUGAUGGACCAUUUGCAGGUGAUCUAAUUGACCGAAGAAAUGAGGAAUAUGUCCUCAUACAGAUUUCUCAAACUGAAGAUCCAGUUUCUAGGAGGAGACGCCCUUCUCAGGUUAUAUACAACUGGACUAUUGCGUUGAGUUCAAAAAGAAUAGAACAUGUUGCAAGGCAAAGGACAUUUGAAAUCCUGAACAGUGAUACUAUUACAGUAAAUAUCCAAGCAUUUCUACAAGACACACAGCUAGUUCCACUGACUUUAGCACACCAGUACCUGAGCGCAAGUAUCGAAACGCAAGUAACCAUUGCUGCAGUCAUCCUAGCCGGAGUAUAUGUUCUAAUCAUAUUUGAGAUUGUCCACAGAACCCUGGCAGCCAUGUUGGGAUCCUUGGCAGCACUAGCAGCUCUGGCUGUAGUUGGUGAUAGACCAAGCUUAGUGAAAGUGGUGGAGUGGAUUGAUUACGAAACACUGGCACUUUUGUUUGGAAUGAUGAUUUUGGUUGCAGUGUUUUCAGAAACUGGAUUCUUUGAUUACUGUGCAGUAAAGGCCUAUCAACUGUCUAGGGGAAGAGUGUGGCCCAUGAUAAUAAUUCUGUGUCUCAUAGCUGCCAUUCUUUCUGCGUUCUUGGAUAAUGUCACAACAAUGUUACUUUUCACUCCAGUCACGAUAAGAUUAUGUGAAGUGCUGAAUCUUGAUCCAAGGCAUGUACUGAUUGCUGAGGUAAUAUUCACCAACAUCGGAGGGGCUGCUACAGCUGUUGGGGAUCCACCCAAUGUGAUCAUUGUCUCCAAUCAGGAGCUGAGAAAAGUGGGACUGGACUUUGCAGGUUUUACAGGGCAUAUGUUCUUUGGAAUAUGUCUGGUUCUGCUGGUAUCCUUUCCUUUUCUCAGGAUUCUGUAUUGGAACAAAAAACUCUAUAACAAAGAACCCAGUGAAAUUGUUGAAAUGAAACAUGAAAUUCAUGUUUGGAGGCUGACUGCGCAAAGGAUUAAUCCUGCAAGCCGUGAAGAGACUGCAGUUAAAUGUCUCUUAAUGCAAAAGGUUUUGACACUGGAGAGUUUACUGAGAAAGAAGCUUAGGACAUUUCAGAGGCAAAUAUCACAAGAAGAUAAAAACUGGGAAACCAACAUUCAGGAACUUCAGAAAAGGCAUGGAAUAACAGACAAGAUUCUGCUUAUCAAAUGCUUGACUGUUUUGGGAUUUGUCAUUUUUAUGUUCUUUCUCAAUUCAUUUGUCCCAGCCAUCCACCUGGACCUAGGUUGGAUUGCGAUUUUGGGCUCUUUAUGGCUACUGGUUUUGGCAGAUAUCCAUGAUUUUGAAAUCAUCCUGCACAGAGUGGAAUGGGCAACUUUGCUCUUUUUUGCAGCACUUUUUGUGCUAAUGGAGGCUCUGGCACAUCUGCACUUAAUAGAAUACAUUGGGGAUAAGACUGCACUUCUUAUAAAGGCAGUUCCAGAUGAUGAACGUCUUGCCGUUGCUAUUAUAUUAGUGGUAUGGGUAUCGGCCUUGGCAUCAUCUUUAAUUGACAAUAUUCCAUUCACUGCUACAAUGAUUCCAGUACUAAUAAACUUAAGUCAAGAUGCUGGUGUUGAUCUUCCAGUGAAGCCGCUUAUCUUUGCUCUGGCAAUUGGAGCUUGUUUUGGAGGAAAUGGAACUUUGAUUGGGGCAUCAGCUAAUGUUGUAUGUGCUGGGAUUGCAGAACAACAUGGAUAUGGAUUUUCCUUUAUGGAAUUUUUCAGGUUGGGUUUCCCGAUGAUGAUAGUCUCUACUACUAUUGGAAUGUGCUAUCUACUGGUCGUCCAUGUAGUCUUGAUGUGGAAUACUUAAAUUAUUGAGCCCCAGAUGCUACGCUUCACUCACAACUGCAUUGUUGCAAACACCUUUCUUCCUGAUAAGUUGUUAGUUGACUGCCAAUGACACAACUGUAUAACUAUGAUAAUUAGCUUAUCCUAUAUCCAUUUUAAAGGUGUAAUGGACAUUACGUAUGUACAGAAAUAUCGUAUUUGUGCCACCAUUGAUUAGACAAAAUUAUCAGUAAGUAUUUUACUUUUUGCAAUUUGCAUGAAG